Messenger RNA from Danaus plexippus (monarch butterfly), 1811 nucleotides. It is a transcript of the gene Elovl7, whose product is annotated as elongation of very long chain fatty acids protein AAEL008004-like. The record is from RefSeq and is a predicted model, not a curated record. NCBI's taxonomy places the organism in Eukaryota, Metazoa, Arthropoda, Insecta, Lepidoptera, Nymphalidae. Gene Ontology annotation, biological process: sphingolipid biosynthetic process; fatty acid elongation, monounsaturated fatty acid; fatty acid elongation, polyunsaturated fatty acid. Bases 139 to 1062 code for a protein of 307 amino acids. Gene Ontology annotation, molecular function: fatty acid elongase activity. Gene Ontology annotation, cellular component: endoplasmic reticulum membrane. The transcript is spliced from 9 exons.
UAUAUCUGCUGAAUGGCGGCGCGCGCGCACAUUGCAAGUUGACGCGAGUGAUCCCGUACUGUAAUCGAAGUAUACGUUUCAAACUAUUUAUUUGUAUAGUGUUUAGUGUUGCCACGAGUGUUUGCAUUACAGUGAACAAUGGAAACUAUAAACCGAAUAGUUGAGGGGUACCAUGACCUCAUGGACAACCAGAGUGAUCAGAGGGUGAAGGACUGGUUCCUUAUGUCAUCUCCUUUCCCAACACUAGCCAUCUGCCUCACAUAUGUCUUUGUUGUUAAAGUUUUGGGGCCAAAACUGAUGGAGAACAGAAAACCAUUCGAACUCAAACAGAUCCUCAUAUGGUACAACCUGUUUCAAGUUAUUUUUAGCUGUUGGCUCUUCUAUGAGAGCAUUGCGAGCGGUUGGUUCACAACAUACAGCUUCAGAUGUCAGCCAGUAGAUUAUUCGAGGACACCUCACGCCAUGAGGAUAGUACGCGGAUGCUGGUGGUAUUACUUCUCUAAGUUCACGGAGUUCUUUGACACCAUAUUCUUCGUGAUGCGUAAAAAGUUCAACCACGUGUCCAAGCUGCACGUCAUCCAUCACGGCAUCAUGCCGAUGUCGGUUUGGUUUGGAGUCAAGUUCACACCGGGUGGUCACUCAACAUUCUUUGGUAUGCUGAACACGUUCGUUCACAUCGUUAUGUACUCCUACUAUCUACUCGCUGCUCUCGGUCCUCAAGUUCAAAAGUACCUGUGGUGGAAGAAGUACCUCACAGCUCUCCAAAUGGUCCAAUUCGUGCUGGUAUUUUUCCACGCCUUCCAGUUGCUUUUCAUCGAUUGUGACUAUCCACGAGCCUUCGUCUGGUGGAUUGGAAUGCACGCCGUUCUGUUCUACUAUCUCUUCUCCGAUUUCUACAAACAGGCUUACCUCAAGAAGGUUAAGCGAUCAAAAUCUAAAGAGAUAGAAGUAGAAUCGAAGUUUGAAUCAAAGGAUAGGAUGUAUCUGUUAAACGGAUUCAGCAACGGCUCAGCUCUCGGGGACGUGCGGCAACGAAUGGCUGGUGCGGUCGCCUCACAGUGAUAGUGAUGUGACACAGACUAGAGAUGUCCCUGUACGUCGAUAGACGGACUAAGUACAAAGUGAAUCUCAGUUAUAAAAUUAAGCUCAAUUAGUUAGUGCUAGUUUAUAUAGCGCGAUGGUGUAUAUGGGUCUUGUGUCGUACGAAAUUGUCUUCGUUUAAUGAUGGGAUGUCCCGCGGCCUGUAUACAUGUACCAACAUUUUAUAUUAGAAAAAUUUAUUGUACACAAACAUACAAUAGACUGCCCUCAUGUAUUAAACUAACCUCAUUUAUAAGAUGAAAAGAAUGGUGCAAUGUAAAAACUGUUACGACAAACCACGUUCAGGAUGAUAUUGAAUUUAUGUGUGAUAUAUUACAUUGGUAAAAGGAGUUGUAUACAGAUAAUUAGUUUUAUAAUCUAUAUCUUUUUGUUUUCCCGCCAAUACUUGCAAUCUUCUAUAUAUAAAGUCCGGUAAUGAUGUGAACAUCACAAGGUUUGCACGAGCCCAGUAUCUGAUUGUACUUCAUAAUAUUGAGAUAUCGACUUAGUUUCACAAUGUCCUGGCACAAAAUACAAUGCAUGUAAAAAUAUUUCAAGAGAAAAAAAAGCAAUCAAACCAUACAUAUUAUUUAUUAAUAUUGUUGUCAUUACGUAUAUCAUGCUAUAAAAUUAUAAUGAGUCGAUUUAAAAAUAUGUUUGGCAACUAAAAAGCAAAUGUUUGUAAUAAAAUUUGUGAUAACUAUUGAAAUAAAAUAUUAUCUUAAACUUUA